Molecule: messenger RNA, 1480 nt
Organism: Meloidogyne enterolobii
Lineage: Eukaryota; Metazoa; Nematoda; Chromadorea; Rhabditida; Meloidogynidae
Source: the annotation of a GenBank genome assembly
UCUGCUUAUGAAGAGAAAACACUUGUUAGAAACAUGUUCUGAUGAAUGUUUUUCUUCAACAGUAUGUGAUUUUGAUAGGGAGUUUUCCAAUAACAAUGAAGAAAUUGCUAACAAAAAUGACGAUUUAAUUUGUAUUGCCUCAAUAGAUGCUACUGAGUCUUCACUAACAAAAAAAUUAAAAUUAACUAACAACAAUAAAACUACAAAUAAUUCUUGGCCUCCACCUUUUCUUGGAAAUGGUCUUUAUCUUACCAAAAUAGAUUGUCUUCCCCCAGAAACUAAUCAAAGAGCACUUUCUCUUUUUGAAUUAAUCCGUCAAAUUCGCCCAAUUGCUUCGAUUCAUUUUAGUUUUUGUAUUGAUCCUGGAUGGGUUAUAAAGCAAUAUUCUCGAAGUUUAAGAAACAAUCCAAUAUCUUUUAUUGUUGCUGGUGCAGUACUUCCAUUCCCUUUCGGGACUCAUCACACAAAGCUUUCUUUGUUUGAAAGUGAACAUUCAUUGCAUGUAGUGGUGGGCACUGCGAAUUUAUUGCCCCAAGAUUGGGCCUUUAAAACACAAAUGUUUUAUCAUUUUGCGGCACCAUUUACACAAGAAUCAAGACCGUUAAUAACUAUAGAUGCUGAGGAUAUUGAAACAAAAGAUACGGGCCAAAGUUUUCGUGAUGAUCUUGUUGAAUAUUUGAGAGUUGCUUACCCAAAAAGGUGUGGUAACGCAUAUAAACUUGUUUCUUACUGGAUAGAGCGUAUAAUUGGUGGGCAAGCUGACUUUAGCAAAUGCAAAGAUCGUUUGAUUGCUUCCGUUCCUGGGAGAUUUCAGAAAAGCAACGGUACUUACAGCAAAUUUGGCCAUUUAAAAUUGCGCGAAUCUUUGUCUUCUAAAUUUACUCCAAAAGAAUUACAAACUUUAAAAACAUUUAUUGGCCAAUUCAGUUCUAUCGGUUCACUCGGAGCUAAAGCAGAAACUUGGUUAUCUGAUGAAUUUUUGUGUAGUCUUUCUGGUUCAAAUAGUUUAUUACCACCUUCUUCUCUUAAAUUAAUUUAUCCAACAGUCGAAAAUGUCAGACAAUCAUUAGAAGGGUAUGCUGCUGGGUUUUACCUUCCAUAUUUGUUCAAAAAUCAUAUAAGACAAAAUUAUUUGUUAAAUUUUUUUCAUCAAUGGAAAAGUGAUAAACACGGAAGUUAUGCUGGUUUAGAUGAAAAUUCUAAAGUUAAUUGGAUUUUAAUGAGUAGUGCAAAUCUUUCUACUUCUGCUUGGGGAAAAUUGGAAAAAUGUGGAGAACAAUUGUUUAUUCGUUCUUAUGAAUUAGGUGUUCUUUUAUGUGAAAAAGAUCAUCCAGAAGGUUUACUUUUGCCUUAUGAUUUACCUUUACAAAAAUACGAAUCCACAGACCAGCCCUUCGUUCAAGAUAUUAUUUAUCCAAAAUUACCACCAGAUUCAUUUGGUUUUCAAGGUUCUUGUGAAGUUCGAGAAGCAUCAAAAUAA